AUGGCCAGCCGUUUAAGUUGCCGACGAUCAACUAUUGGUCCGCGGCAUUCACUGCUACUUCGAGCACCAGAGGAGGUGCCGGUGGAGGUUCGCGGCUUGCCAGAAGAGCUAGCCAGGCGGAUUGCGGCGGCGGCUUCGGAAACUGAGCUUCGGGAUGUUGCGGCCAAGGUUGUCGCAGAGGCAUUGCUGCUAUUGGACCACCGCGGUUUGAUUAAAGACUUGGACAAGAUAUGGCCCACAACUCGGGCGUGCAAGCAACUAGGCACUUCCGAAGUAUUGACCUUGACCUCGGCGAUCAAAAUGUCCUUAGCCUCCACGCUGCGGGACAUCGCACAGUUUGGGGGCAUGCCGCGUCGAAAAGUCCUGGCAUUGUUCAACUUCCUAGCCGAGCUCUGUUGGGCCAAUUACAUAUGUCCCUCUGAGCAUGCAAUUCAGAAGGCAGUACACGGCCUCUUAGAUGCAGCCUUCGUUCUUUCCGAGCAUGCAUGCAGCGCCGAACCGGCUGGAUGGUAUGUGGAAUCCUGCGCGUACUUUUUGGCGCGGGUGGGGGAGAUCAUGAUGCUCAACCCGCUCGAGGUUUUCAACGUCCUCGACCCACUGACAGCCCGCCUCGCAUCUUUGGCUCGGCGGCUCCCGCGACGAACGAAGUCCUUCGUGUGGCUGCUUCUGCGCCGGCGCGAGCUGAUGUGGCGUGGGACCGUGCAGCUGGCUGUCAGCUCCGCAUACUGGCAGGCAUACUCUGGAGCCCGGCUUGUUCUGACCGGCCACUUCAAGGGGGACCCAAAGUCUUGCUCCCUCGCUGAGCUGCCCUGGUGCGCCUGCGCUUCCAUAAUGCGCUUCAUAUGUGAAGGGAACGCGCUGGAUGCCGCAGACGCUCUCUGGAGCAUCGAGAACCAUGCAGACAUCCCGUCAACAGAUGAUUGGCUCUCUGAGUUCUUGGAGAAGCGACCAGCUACACCAAAGGCAAGAGAGGGUAGCGAGUGCAGCGAAGCCAAUUCACCAACUUCACCCUUUCAGAUACAAAUCGAAAGCGAGUAA
Molecule: messenger RNA, 1038 nt
Organism: Symbiodinium pilosum
Lineage: Eukaryota; Dinophyceae; Suessiales; Symbiodiniaceae
Source: the annotation of a GenBank genome assembly